AGAAUUCUUUGCUUAUUAUUUGAUUGUGCCACGCAAAGACUUCCCAACAGUGUUCAUAAAGUUGGAAAAUUAUACGUAAAUCUGAACAGAAUUAUAAAAAAAUACAAAGAUUUAUAUUUUUUCUUCAUUUCCUAAUACUAAGUAGUGAGAGAGCUUGAAAAAGGUACACCCUUCUCCAUCAAACAAAAUGGGUUCAAGCCAUAGUGUAGAGGUUCCGGGCGGUGGCACUGAGGGAUACCAUGUACUAAAAGUACAGGAUAAUUCUCCGGGUCAAAAGGCAGGCUUAGAAGCCUUCUUCGAUUUUAUUGUAGCUAUAGCCGGUACACGUCUCGAUCAGGAUAAUGACAUGUUAAAGGAAUUGCUGCGUCAAAAUGUUGACAAACCUGUAAGAUUAACGGUGUACUCUAGCAAAACACAAACAGUGCGAGAACUUAUGUUAACUCCAAGUAAAACUUGGGGUGGCCAAGGUUUGUUAGGUGUGAGUAUACGUUUUUGUUCAUUUGAAGGUGCAAAUGAAAACGUAUGGCACAUUCUCGAAGUACAUCCCAAUUCGCCAGCUGAAAUUGCUGGCUUACGUGCAUAUUCGGAUUACGUUAUCGGAGCGGAUGCUAUACGACACGAAAACGAUGAUUUGUUCACUUUGAUUGAAUCACAUGAGCAACAGCCGCUUAAAAUGUACGUCUACAAUAUUGAUGACGAUGCAUGUCGUGAGGUAACGAUAAAACCAAAUUGUAAUUGGGGAGGCGAGGGUGCAUUGGGUUGUGGAAUUGGUUAUGGUUAUUUACAUCGUAUACCAGUGCAAGCAGUGGCUUCUGUCAUCAAAGCGCCCACUACGAUUGAACCCGUGAACAUACCAACAAAUACAGCGAACACCAUACCACCGACUGCAACAACCAUAACGCCAGUUAUAGCACCUACGCUGCCUUAUGUUCCUCCUUUAACAAACACCUUUAAACAACCACCACAAACUAAUGCGCCCACGGACGUGGCAAAACCAAUUGAAGGCUCUAACAGCAUUGCAGUUUCGACAGCAACAACAACUUCACAACAGCCAAGCGUUUUUCAAACAUAUUUUAAUCCAGAUGCGAUAACAACAGCAGCCAGUACUGGUUUUGAUGCAAUACAAAACACAGCCACACCUGUACCAGUACAGAAUAAUGGUGAAGGGAACAACACAUCCCCUAUCACACCACCCAUUGGCACACAGAGUCCUGCCCCCGUUGCUGCCGCCAAUCCACAAACGUCACAGUUCUACGUUUCUAAUGUUCCACCACCUGCAAGCUUGUUUAUACCGGGAUCUAAUGAACAAACUGCUGCUAUUGGCGCAACACAGUUGCCGUAUCCACAGGCCACAUUGCCACAACCAGCACCAUACGUACCCACAGCAACUGUGCCCAUGUAUUCAACUCAACAACAACAACAAUAUAUGACUGCGCCAAUGGCAUUAUCAUAUCCAGCAGCUCAAACAGUGCCCACUUAUCCACAAAUGCAAGCUGCAGCUGGACUUUAUCCGACACAGUCCACACCUAUGCCACCACAAAUGUAUGUACAGCAGUCGGCAACAGAAUCCAAUGCAAACGUUAACGGCACUCCACAGCCAACAAAUGUGCCAACAACCGCCGUGUCACACAUACAACCCAUACAACAGACCUUUGGUAAUUAGUUGAAUACAAGGAACCUCGUUUCAAAUAUUAUAUAAAUUUUUAUCUACUUCAUACUAAACUUUUUGCUUUUAUGUAUGUAUAUUUGUGUUUUAUGUUUUAUGCUUUUGCUUAUUGUUUAUAAAGGUCAACAAUAUUUACAGUCGAUUUGACAAACUAUUUAGUAAUAUUAUAUAAAAGACGAGUUAUUAAAUUUA
Zeugodacus cucurbitae (melon fly) is the source of this 1858-nucleotide messenger RNA. It is a transcript of the gene Grasp65, whose product is annotated as Golgi reassembly-stacking protein 2. Bases 188 to 1663 code for a protein of 491 amino acids. Gene Ontology annotation, cellular component: Golgi apparatus. Gene Ontology annotation, molecular function: protein binding. The record is from RefSeq and is a predicted model, not a curated record. Lineage: Eukaryota; Metazoa; Arthropoda; Insecta; Diptera; Tephritidae. The transcript has a single exon. Gene Ontology annotation, biological process: Golgi organization.